CAUAAAAAUACAUCGACCUAACUCUCAGCAUGAAUGGCUUUCGUGCCCCCAGCGGUCGACAGGAGUUACUAAAAGUCAGAAAAGGGGACAGUCCGAAGAGGCUCGGGAAAACACACGCUACUGUACACAAACAAUAAUGCUCGUUUAUGUAUAUCUACUGUCACAUUUAUCAGUGGUUAGGGCAGGUGCUCACUCACUGAUGGCCUUCGCCACCUAUAUAAUCGGACAGACACCGUUUCCAGAGUUCAGUGCCGUGGUGAUGCUGGACGAUCUUCAAGUGAUGUAUUACGACUCCAUCACACGGAAAGCUGUCCAUCGCUCCAAUGAAGACUCACAAAACUACGACGAAGAGAAAAGUGAUGCUGGUGUCAUAUUUCGUGAUAUGUACAACGACAUGAAAGAUCGAGCCUUUCAUCUUAAGGAGCAGCUAAAUCACACAGACGGUGUGCAUGUUCACCAGAGACUUGCCGGGUGUGAAUUACUGAAUGAUGAUAAACCAGGUCCACUUCAGACGUGGGAUGCUUUUGAUCAAAAAAAUAAAGAGGAGUUCAUUUUCAACGAGGAGAAAAAUCAUUUCCAGAUUGAACUGCCAUGGAUUACGUGGGACAAUUUACAGUUUGCUCAUAUGAAAUUUUUGUACAAAAAUGUAUAUCAUCCUGUUUGCAUUAAAGUUUUGCAGAGUUACCUGCAAAUGAAAAAGAACAACGUGAUGAGAAAAGUUAAACCCAGAGUCAGGCUCAUGAAGAAGACGCUCUCAGACUCUGGUGGUCUUCAGAUCAGCUGUCUGGCCACUGGUUUUUACCCGCGUCACAUUAACCUGACCCUGUUCAGAGACGGUCAGCCUGUGGAUGAUGAUCAGAUCACAGGAGGAGAGAUUCUGCCCAACGGAGACGGGACUUACCAGAUGAGGAAGACUUUGGUGAUCGCUGAAGAAGAGCUACGUGAGGAACAUAAAUACAACUGUUCAAUGAAGCGCCUCAGUCUGGACAACAAACUGGAUAUUACUUUUGUUUCAGAUGUGGCUGAAUCUGACCCAGGAUCAUCCACUCAGUCUGUAGUGUUCAGUGUGCUGGCGUUCAUGUUUGUGGCUGUUCUCAUCAUAACUGCUCUCAUCGUAUGGAGGAAGAGACGAGCUGCUGGACAAGGCUCUGAAGUGUUAAAGUGUCAAUACUCCUCUCCCUCAUCUCCCAUGCAAGAUGAAACAUGAAAAUGUCGGUUAUUUGCAAAACCUUAAUUCACUUGGAUGCCAUUUAGAUUUGACAAGGCCAUUACAUUUCAACAAGAGGAGAAGGUGUUCCUGGACACAUUCACAGAGUAUGAAAAUAUGGGCCAAAUUGUUCAACAUUUCAUCUUUAACUAAUCCUGAUUUUUAUGAGACUGAUUGCAGCCCUGGAAGAGAUGCAGACCAUUUCCCAGAGACAGGGACAAUGCUGGUCCAAAUUACAAAGUAUAUUACUCACAGUAUUUUGUCCUCUAUAAAAUUGAUCACCUCAUCUGAAUGGAGGACUUUUAUUGAAGUCUCUGGUGAGACAUUUGCAAAAAGGACAAACUGUAUUCUAUCAUGAAGAAUAUCUGUUGUACAUUUCUAUACAUCAAGGUGUAGAUGACUUGGAAAAUAAUUGUCUUGAAUGUUUUUUUUUAUAUGAUUUGCAUGGUAAUAUGCAUAACAAUGUUAAUGUAUUUGUGUGUUAAAGCAUAGAUCUGCUGUGCUGCUGCUGUGAGACUUGCUAUUGCCAAUACAUUUGUUAUCCAUGUAAGAAAUAUUGCUGUAUAUCGCCAAGACAUAUGUACUGCUGCUGCUUUUUAAGAGCAUGUGACUGCAUGUAUUCAUUUAUUAUACAUGUGCCUAUGUUACUACGCCAACCAGUAUAACAGUAGAGGCCACAUGACUGUGUGAGCCUGUGCUAUCUCUAAUCAGAGGAACAAGGUUUAUAAUGUUCUCAAGAAAAAUACUUAUUUUAUUUAAUUCAGUCAUUCAUUCAUUCAUUUAUUUAUGUUGGGGGCAGUAGAAAAGACUUUAGUCCCUGCAUAGCGGUUGCUACACCCUUCCGUCUGCCCUGGUUGCAUAUUAUAUUAUUUAUUUGUUUGUUUUAUUUUUAAUGCAUAAAUUGAUGAUAGGGUAUCAAAUGUUGAUUCUUCAAAAUACACCGCGAAGGGACAGUAAUUAAACGAAGCUGUUUCCUCACCGAAACCUACCUAUUGAAAUCUAUUUAAAAUAAAUGUUUUCAACCUCUAAGCAGCUCUUGUUAUGAACAGCACCUCUGUGGCUCUCUCCGACCACCACCGGAGGGAGCCCUCACCCGAGUACUGAUCGCUCUAGGACUCCAUUUCCCAUAAU
This is a messenger RNA of Puntigrus tetrazona (Sumatra barb), 2338 nucleotides long. Its product is annotated as major histocompatibility complex class I-related gene protein-like. The transcript has 7 exons. NCBI's taxonomy places the organism in Eukaryota, Metazoa, Chordata, Actinopteri, Cypriniformes, Cyprinidae. Gene Ontology annotation, biological process: immune response. Gene Ontology annotation, cellular component: external side of plasma membrane. Bases 137 to 1207 code for a protein of 356 amino acids. The record is from RefSeq and is a predicted model, not a curated record.